This is a messenger RNA of Rubroshorea leprosula, 2745 nucleotides long. The record is from the annotation of a GenBank genome assembly. Lineage: Eukaryota; Viridiplantae; Streptophyta; Magnoliopsida; Malvales; Dipterocarpaceae.
AAGGUAAUUAAUCUCUACACUUCUCUCUCUGCAGUUACUCCUUGAGAGUAUAUCUCUAGAAUAUCGAGUAUUGCUAACUUGAGCGUUGGAGUGUUUUUCUCGAGGAAACAUCCUCGGGAUUUUCAGGUGCAUAAGCAGCUGAGGACUUCAACAGUGUUGGACUACGAAGCUGCCCAAACAUUUGGCGCCAUCUGUGGGAAACCGAACAAGAAGCUGUGUAGUUUAACCGGCAGAAAGACAAAAUGGUCCGUACCUUUACUGGAAUUCGCCCUCCAAGAGAUGAAAUGGACGAACAGGAGGAUGCUCAACUAUCUGAGCCUGGCUUGAAUGACUUUAGGCCAAUGCCAAGAAACCUUUUCGUCGGGGGAGUAGAACAAGAUCACCUAAGUGAAACGGAUGAUGAAAGAACACCAACUGGGUCAACAGAGCCUGCUCGAACGACCGAGCUCGAAGAUAGAACCAGAGUUCUCGAAAUGGCAAUGGGUAAAAUCCUUGCCCGUCUGAUUCCUGAUGACCCCCUGAUUCCUUUGUUGAACAAGGAUACACAACCAGUUGCGGUUGUUGCAACUCGAAACUCUCCCGUUCUAAGCAACAUAGUAGUGCCGACUAGGCCAAGGAGAAGUGGGAAGCUAAAUAAUGAGCCCAACUCGUCCAAACAUAGUGAAGAACUGUUGAGGAAAAAUGCAGACCUUGAAAGGCAGCUAAGGGACGUACAAAAAUCUAUUGACAAGCUGAAAAGUCCCAGGUCGCACCAACAGACUCUUGAUUUGGAUAGUGCUCCUUUAAACCUAUCCAUCACAGUAGAGCCAUAUCAAGAGGGAUUCAAAAUUCCUCACCUGGAGACGUAUGAUGGCUCGAGCGACUCAGAUGAGCAUCUGCACACUUAUCAAGCCAUCAUGAGAAUCCAAAAUGCCAAUGAUGCCAUGAUGUGCAAAGUGUUCCCAGCGACACUGAAGUCAACAGCCAGGAGAUGGUAUCACAAACUCCCCAGACAUUCUAUAGACUCAUACUCCCAGCUCGCUAAGCUGUUUUCCAACAAAUUCGCAAGCCAAAGGGAGAUCAAACGCACUACGACCGAGCUGAUGCAAGUUCAUCAGAAAGAAGGGGAAUCUUUGAGGGACUACAUGCAGCGAUUUAACAAAGCCACUUUAGACAUCGACAACGUCCCUGAUACCAUCUGCUUGUCGGCCUUGCUGCAUGGUUUGAAGUGUGGUCGGUUCCUAGACGACCUGCUAGAAAACCCACCGAAGACGUGGAACGAAGUGAAUGACAGGUCGGCUAGUUUCAUACUGUUUGAAGACUUCCAAUCGUCCAAGCGACGAGCUGACGAUAAGCAGACCAAAGGCCAGGAGCAGCCAUCGAGGAGAGAAGAAAAGAAAAAGAAAAACGUCAACGAGCAGUGGGGGAAGCCCGUUGACUUCCCAAAGUAUGCCAACUACAUUCCUUUGACCUUGCCUAGGUCUCAAAUCUUGGCACAAAUCCAACACUGGGUUAGGAGACCCCUACCUCCAUUGCAUGAUUCACUAAGGGCCGACAAGAGCAAGCAUUGUGACUACCAUCGUGUAUACGGUCACAAUACAGAGGAUUGUCAACACUUAAAGGACGAGUUGGAGUUUUUGGCUCGCAAUGGGAAGCUAGAAGGAUAUGUUCAGAAGCUCCACACCCAACAACCUACUCAAGCUCAUUUUGUACAGGGGUAUGACAGACCUCAGGGGGAGAGGCCCUUGAAGCGCCCGUUUGAAGAAGCAAAAUGGGAGAGUACACCUAUCACAUUCAGCCCAGCAGAUUACAGGCGAGUAGAAGGAGAGCCCAACGUUAUGAUGCCACAUGCAGAUCCUUUUGUGGCAACGGUUCAUAUAGGCAACCAUAACGUCAACAAGGUUUUUAUUGAUACUGGUAGCUCGCCGGAUAUCCUGUACUGGAGUUGCUUUCAGAAAAUGCAGCUGAAUCCGAGCUCAUUGCAGAAACACGAAGGGCCUAUAUAUGGGUUUGAUAAUCAGCCCGUCCCGGUUGAAGGAGUCAUUACCCUUCCCAUUUAUGUGGGUUUGGAACCACGAUUCAGGAUGGCUUCCGUUACCUUCCUAGUCGUCAAAAUGGAGUCAGCUUUCAACGCUAUAUUGGGAAGAGCCACUCUUUGCGAGCCGAAGGCUGUCAUCUCGCAACCUCAUCUUUGCAUGAAAUUCCCAACUCCUCAGGGAGUAGGAGUGCUUAAAGGGAAUCAGAAGAUGGCCAGAGCCUACUACCAAGAUACCUUCAAAAAGGUUGAGCUUGCUGCUACCCCUGCAGGUUCUGAGAAUCAUAAGUCAACCCAGCCCGGUCAGCAGACAAUGAGCAUAUCGGACAUUGAGCAUCGACCUGAGGGUGUCGAGCAGAAAGCAGAGCCGGUAGAGCCAGUACAAAUAGUUCCUUUAAACCCCGAUGUGCUGGAAAUGACAGUCAAGAUAAACACCAAGCUCACAGAAGAAGAGCGAGCAGAGCUUCUGGAUUUUUUAAGGGUUAAUCAGGAUGUGUUUGCGUGGACUAUGGAUGAAAUGCCUAGCAUCCCAGCGGAGUUGACAAUUCACAAGCUCAGCACGGACCCCACCAAAAAGCCGGUGGUUCAGAAACGUCGCCUUUUUGGCCCUCAGAAGCAGGCUGCCAUAGACGAAGAGAUAUAAAAGCUGCUACAGGCAAGCUUCAUCAGAAGAGUGGAGUACUCUGAGUGGGUAUCUAACCCCGUGCUUGUAAAAAAGCCAAAUGGCAAGU